Messenger RNA from Mesorhabditis spiculigera, 1461 nucleotides. NCBI's taxonomy places the organism in Eukaryota, Metazoa, Nematoda, Chromadorea, Rhabditida, Rhabditidae. The record is from the annotation of a GenBank genome assembly.
AUGAGAAUAUCCCGAUUUUUGAGCCUACUUGUUGGGUGUUGUUUAUAUUCCGGUGUUGCUGGGCAGUUGUCGAUUGACGAUUUAAUUCAUAAAGCGCUGUCGUUGGUGCGACCAAUUUUUGAUACUUCGCAGCCGAUUCAGAAUGAUGCUAUGAUCAACAAUCCGUUCAACGACGCCCCCGGUUCGGAAGGCCAACGCCAGCACGAUAUUCUUGGGGCUCGUCCCAGAAGUAUUCUCGAUAAUCUACCACUUUGUAGAGGCAAUUCCAAAAUCUGUCAAUUUAUUUCCUGCCAUGCCGAAAACUUCAAGAAAGACCAAAAUUUCGCGAAUCUCAACCUGGCCGCUCAGGUUCUGGGGGAUAAGAAGUUGAGGAAGGCUGUGGGAAGCAACCCCGAAGCCAUUAGUGCUGUCUGCAACGAGCAGGGGAUGAGCGACGAUCAGUGCAAGCUGUUCAGCAACGGAUUCCAGCUGGUUGACAAAUUCAUUUCAACUGUUGAGGACGAUCCGGCUCCAGCUCCUCUACCUGAUCAAGAAAAGCUGGACGAAACGCUGGAGAAGACUACUUUAAAGACGACAACUACCACGGAGCCUAGCGCCAUUAUUCAAAGCAUGGAUGACGAUCUGGUGUUGACGACAGUACACCAUCACCCAACCCCUCCGGCUGGCCCUCCGAAAAUGCCGAUACAAGACGAUGAGCCGAUCGGGCCGCAACGAGUUAGGAUCGAGAUGGGACCAGGGCAGCUGUAUGAUGAUCCGGGGGUCGAUUCAUCUAUCGACAAGUACGGGCGACAACCACGACGGUUGAUGGGGUCGAAGACGUGGUCGACUCAGCCCGAGUUGAGUAACUCGAUUGAGCCCGACCCACUCCACAUCGAUCCAAUCAUCCCGAAUGAACCCCUCCCAUCCGCGAUCUCACCUCCCUUCGGCCCGCCAGGCCAUUUCCUAUUCCCUACCGUACCUCCUGGGCCUCCUUUCGCAUUCCCGACACUACCUACACUACCUCCCCUACCUACUCUACCACCACUUCCGACGCUACCCACCCUCCCACCACCUCUAUUUCCCGUCCUCUCCAUCCAACCAUUGAAAGCCCCCGGAAUGAUCAUCGAGAAGCCGAUGGUGCAGUUUAGUAAGGACUCUUAUGCGGAGAUGUUCCGGAAAAACAAGGAUGUGGAUUAUAAGAGGAAGACGAGAGAGAUUGACGAUGACUUCAGCGACUACGAUGUCCCAGAUGUCGAAUGGUCAAAUCGAAGAGUAAAGCGAGACUACUACGAUAGCUCUGGCCAGGCGCGAAGAAAUCUUGGUCUCGGCACGAAUAGUCGCAGCCUGCCCGCUUCAGUGGGAAAAACGAGCUCGAAAACGUCAGAAGGCGACGAAGACUACUAUACUCAAACCGAAGAAAAAUCGCCUAGCCCCAAUUCUAAAGCCUCGACCCCGACAAGAGAUUGUAUGGCAUUGCUUGGG